AUGGGGCAAGAGCUCAACGAGCAGAAGACGCAGAUGCAGAACCUCAUCAACCUAGCCAAAAAAGGCCGCUUCAUGCUAGCAGACGCGCUGGUCGAGAAUGCGAAGAACGAAAGAGAGAAGCUUCGUGUGAAGUUGUUCCACGAUGGUCUUCGCGUUGGCAGAUACAAGACCAAUCUGUACGGCACUGCGGAAUGGGAGAAUGGUACCGAAGCAGAUGCCAUCACGGCACUUCGAAAGAAGCUUCAGCAGGAGCGGGACUCUGUGGCAUCCCUCAAGCUCUCCUUAACGAAGCAGUCCAAAAGCAAGGCCAUUGAGACCGAUGACGCGGACGCCAACACGGAAGAAACAGACGACCUGAUGGAGCAGCGAGAAGUAUGUAAUCACCGACACGAGUACAUCAGGAGAGAGGACGCCAUGAUCAAGGAGCGCGAGGGCCGGCUGAUGGCCGAGCGAAAUGCCUAUCUCAAAAACAAGCACCUGGUGAAUGCGGAAGACAGGUCGCGCUUCGGUCACUACCCGAUGCUGCAGGACAGAUUUCAGUUGCUGAACCUGAUCGGCAAGGGUGGGUUCUCGGAGAUCUACAAGGCCUUCGACCUUGAGAUGAUGUGCUACUGCGCAAUCAAGCUGAAUGAGAUCAAUUCGAAGAUGUCGAACGACAUGUGCAAGGACGCGGUGCGCUGGGCUCUGCGAGAAGCCGAGAUUCAAAAGGCCCUGCAGCAUCCACGCAUUGUCCAGAUGCGCGAAUGCUUCGCAGUGGAUAACCAUGCCUUUGUGGCCGUUCUGGAGCUUUGCGAAGGUGAGACAUUGGACACGCGCUUGAAGAGCACUGGUCCUUUCUCUGAGAAAGAAGCGAAAACUAUUAUUGUCCAGAUUCUGACAGGCCUACGCUACCUGAAUAGCGCCGGUCGAAAGAUCAUCCAUUACGACAUCAAGCCCUCUAACGUGUUCUAUCAUGCUGGGCAGGUCAAAAUCUGUGAUUUCGGGCUCUCCAAGAUGGCAAACCAUAGCGCAGAAGGAAUAAUCGAGCUCUCCACACGCGGUGCUGGCACCUCGUGGUAUCUUCCCCCCGAGUGCCAUGAGACGGCAUCGCCGACGAUCAGCAGUAAGGUGGACGUGUGGAGCACAGGAGUCGUUUUCUUUGAGCUCCUUUUCAAUCGCCGGCCUUUCGGUGAUGGUCAGAGCCAGGACGCUUUUCGCCGGUCUGUGGGCAUUGAAGACACCUUCGAGCUGGUCAUUCCGACGUCUCCGAAGGUUUCAAACGAAGCAAAGGAGUUCCUACGUCGAAUUCUGACGCGGGACCGUGAUCAACGACCUGACGUCCUGGAAGUCCUCCAGGAUCCCUACAUCCGCAAGGGUUUGACCGAUGUGGCCGGCAAGAAAAGGUGA
Molecule: messenger RNA, 1386 nt
Organism: Symbiodinium necroappetens
Lineage: Eukaryota; Dinophyceae; Suessiales; Symbiodiniaceae
Source: the annotation of a GenBank genome assembly